GGAGUUUUUACUUUGUCAGAGUGAGCGCUCGCGCGGCGGAAACAGCAGAGCGCGACCAUGAAGCUGUGUGGAUCUUUCUUAGAGAAUGAGUAUCGGGGGGAGCUCCUGAACCAGCGCUGGACGCGAGGAGACAAGAUCAGCCGCUGCCGGCCCUCUCUUAGACCACACAGCCGACCAAUCACAAUGAGUUUGGAUAUUGAUGACAAGCGGACGCGCACACGGUCCAAGGGAGGAAGAACUCCCACUGAGAUUGUAGGACAGGAGCUGAGCUGUCCCACGCCAGGAUGCAAUGGUUCUGGCCAUAUCAGUGGCAAAUAUGCCCGACACAGAAGCACUCUGAGCUGCCCAGUGGCCAGAAAGAGGAGGCUGCAGGAGGAGGAGGUGGAGCAGCAGCAACCGGUCUCCAAGAGGAAGUCCCAUCCCCUGAAACUGGCGAUGGACGAAUGUUUUAACGCCGAGAGCGACGGCAGUGGUGAGGAGAUGGAGGUGAAGGAAGAGGAUGAGGAAGAAGACACAGAAACCCAGCAGCAGUGUCACGAUGAAAAGCCUCAGGAGGAAGAGGAGCAGAAACCUGAGAGCAACGACACAGAGGAGGCAGACGAGGCUGAUGAAGAGGAGUGCAUGAUUAUUGAGGCAUCCAGCACAGAGAAGCCUAAAGCUGCAGGAACCGAUGACCUCUCCAGCUACCAGCACAUAGUGGCCAACUCACUACUGCACCUCAGCAACCGUAAUAACCAUGCCACGUCUCCACGACAACAACAGCAGCAGUCGGUCACCAUGGAGGCACUGGAGGACAGCCCAACCAGAGAAGAAGAAGAGGAAGAAGAGGGAAGAGAGAAGGAGGUGGCCAAAACAACAGCUCAGAUGUCUCAGAUGAAUGGAGUGAAUGGGGAAACAGAGGAAGAGGAGGAAGAGAGGAUGCAGAAUGGAAGACAAGAAGAGUCAGAUCACCAGUACUUCACAGAGGAGAUCAACGUACAUCUGCGUGAGCAUCAUGAGAAGCCACAUAAGGAGGAACCAUACAAGGAGGAGUAUGAAGAUGAUGAAGUCGAAGAGCAAAAGACAGAACGGAACAGCCUUUUCAACCCCUCUGUGAUCACUGCAGCUCAGGGAUCCCACAUGAACGAAGACUACAUUACCCACAAACCCUCAUCCCCAGAGAACUACACUUCCAGCAAAGCCUCGGCAGCCCCCGUAUUCAUCGAGGUGCGGUCUGAGGGGUCAGAUAGGGACGACAAAGACGGAGAUGAUGAUGAAGAGGAGGACAAUGACAGUUUGUCCCAGCGCUCAACGGUGGCGGAUGAGUCAGAGAUGUAUGAUAUGAUGCGGGGCAACCUGGGCCUACUGGAGCAGGCCAUCGCUCUUAAAGCCCAGCAGGUCAAAGGUCACCGAGAAUUCCCGCACACUCCUGAACACCAUCGCUACUUCCACCUAGAUGACCGGCCCAUCAAACACAUGGAGCAACUGCGCAAGAGCUACUACGGCAAAGAGAGUUCCAGACCGGAGAAGAGAGAGAACAAAUGCCCCACCCCUGGCUGUGACGGCACGGGUCACGUGACCGGGCUGUACCCUCACCACCGCAGUUUGUCAGGCUGCCCUCACAAAGACAGGAUCCCACCAGAGAUCCUGGCCAUGCAUGAGAAUGUUCUGAAGUGCCCCACUCCCGGCUGCACAGGACAGGGCCACGUCAACAGCAACCGCAACACACACCGCAGUUUGUCAGGAUGUCCAAUUGCCGCCGCCGAGAAGCUGUCCAAGAGCCACGACAAGCAGCACCUAAGCCAGCCCAUGAGCGAGCAGCCCAAAGGCAGCCCCAACUCCGACAGAGUGCUCAGACCUAUGUGUUUUGUGAAGCAGCUGGAGGUGCCGCAGUUUGGCAGCUACAGGGCCAGUCUGGUGCCCAGCACCCCACGUGCUAACCUGGCUAAGGAGCUGGAGAAGUACUCCAAGGUCUCCUUCGAUUAUGCAAGCUUCGACGUGCAGGUGUUCGGCAAGCGCAUGCUCGCCCCAAAGAUGCACACCAGCGAAACCUCACCCAAAGCCUUCAAAUCCAAACCUCCAUUCCCUAGAACGGCUCCCCCAAGUCCCAGCAUGCAGAGCCCCUAUGGGAAAAGCUCGUCCAGCGUCCAUGACUACUCCCAUGAUGCCGAGGCUGCACACAUGGCUGCCACGGCCAUUCUCAACCUGUCCACUCGCUGCUGGGAGAGACCAGAGAACCUUAGCACCAAACACCAGGACAAGAACAUGGAUAUAGAGGUGGACGAGAACGGUACUCUGGAUUUGAGUAUGAAGAAGCCCAUAAAGAGAGAGGGAGGCCUGCUGAGCACGAGCCCGGGGGUCCGCUCCCCUGACCUCUCUUCAUCAUCCUCGUCCUCCCUGCACCAUGGCAGCAGUGGCAUUUCACCCCACUUACAGGUCUACAAGCAGGAGGAGUGGGAGGGGCCUCUGGACUACACCAAACCCAAUCGGCAGAGGGAGGAGGAACUAGAGGAGAUGGAUCACACAGCCCAGUCGUUCGCCUCCUCUGACCCUGAGGACUGUGACAUGGGGCAGGACUGCCCAGAGGACAGGAAGUACCCUGGGGAGGUAACCACACCCAACUUCAAGGUCAAAUUCCAGCCCAAGGAGUGCAAGAAAGAACUCCUCAUGUGUCCCACUCCUGGCUGUGACGGCAGUGGCCACAUCACUGGAAACUAUGCAUCCCACCGCAGCCUGUCUGGGUGUCCUCUUGCUGAUAAGAGUCUUCGGUCCCUCAUGGCAGCACACACGGCUGAACUCAAGUGUCCCACCCCAGGCUGUGAUGGUUCGGGCCACAUCACUGGCAACUACGCCUCUCACCGAAGUUUGUCUGGGUGCCCCCGUGCCAAGAAAGGCGGAAUAAAAACGACCCCCACCAAGGACGACAAGGAGGACUCCGAGCUUUUAAAGUGUCCAGUGCCAGGUUGUGACAGUCUGGGUCAUAUCAGUGGGAAGUAUGCAACUCACCGCAGUGCGUAUGGGUGCCCGCUGGCUGCCCGCCGUCAGAAGGAGGGGCUGCUGAACGGGACGCCUUUCUCCUGGAAGGCCUUCAAAACGGAGGGACCCACCUGCCCCACGCCGGGCUGCGACGGAUCAGGCCACGCCAACGGCAGCUUCCUCACCCACCGAAGUCUUUCUGGCUGUCCCCGGGCCUCCCUGGCUAAGAAGAAAGCCAAGUUUCCUGGAGAGGAGUAUCUCAGCUCGAAGUUCAGGGCCAGUGAUGUGCUGGAUAAUGAUGAGGACAUCAAGCAACUCAAUAAAGAAAUCACUGAGCUCAGUGAGUCCAACAAUGAGAUGGAAGCUGAUAUGGCCAACCUGCAGACACAGAUCUCGUCCAUGGAGAGGAACCUGAAGAACAUUGAGCAGGAGAAUAAGAUCAUUGAAGAGCAGAACGAAGCUCUGUUUAUGGAGCUGUCAGGACUCAGCCAAGCCCUUAUACGCAGCCUGGCCAACAUCCGCCUGCCCCACAUGCAGGAGCCAAUCACAGAGCAGAACUUUGAAAGCUACGUGAGCACUCUGACUGACAUGUACACCAAUAAGGACUGCUACCAGAAUCCAGAGAACAAGGCCCUGCUGGAGACCAUCAACCAGGCUGUGAAAGGUAUUAAGGUGUGACUCCUGCCUGCGGGAUCGCCCCCCGGAGGCGCGGAAGAUAAACGACGUGUGUAGAGCCGAAGAAGAGCGUGCGUUAGAAGUCACACUCACAUAAAAAAAAAGGGCAUUCAGGUUUUUUUUGUUUGUUUGUUUGUUUUGAACAACAACAGCCUUCAUCCCAGGGAGAAUUCUGUGUUGAGAGAAAAAAAUAGAAAGAUAUAAUAUAUAUACAUAUUAAUAUAAGGACUAAAAUCCACAAAACAAGCUGCUGGAUUGGAAGUGGAGGAUAACAGAACCAAAUCCUUCAGAAAAAGACCUGUUU
Messenger RNA from Colossoma macropomum (tambaqui), 3934 nucleotides. It is a transcript of the gene myt1b, whose product is annotated as myelin transcription factor 1b. Gene Ontology annotation, biological process: regulation of transcription by RNA polymerase II. Gene Ontology annotation, molecular function: zinc ion binding; RNA polymerase II cis-regulatory region sequence-specific DNA binding; DNA-binding transcription factor activity, RNA polymerase II-specific. Gene Ontology annotation, cellular component: nucleus. The coding region runs from base 58 to 3633 and encodes 1191 amino acids. The transcript has 23 exons. NCBI's taxonomy places the organism in Eukaryota, Metazoa, Chordata, Actinopteri, Characiformes, Serrasalmidae. The record is from RefSeq and is a predicted model, not a curated record.